CUACAGCCGCAACCGCGAGCAGAAAUCCCUAACCUGUCCCGACCCAACUCGCCGACGCCGCCGCGCCGUCGCCAAGGAACCCUAGCGGCGUGUUGAUGGCGUCGACGGAGGAGCAAGUCUUCCUUGGAUCGAGGAACCUGUCGUAUCACAGCGCCCACUACCCCGACGCUAGCGCCGAUUGGGAUUACCCGGAAGACCCAGGCGAUCGGCGGGAGGGGGUGGAGGUUGCCGAGCUCCAUGACCAGCCGGCGCGCAUGAGCACAUCAGAUUCAGAUCCAUGUGAAGUCGCCAGGCGUGCCUUGGACCUCAUGUUCCCGCGGGAGGAGGACAGCGAUGACGUCUGGAGCACCUGGAGCGCACGGGAGGAGGGCACUGAUGACGACGAUGAACAAGGAGGGGAAGGAGUCGAUGACUGUAGCACACAGGAGGGCAGCGAUUAUGAAGACGACGACCGCAAUUGCCAAGUGAUACUAGCCGAGACAAACUGUCCAGGAAAGCUCUACCCCAAGAGUGAAGCAGAUGAGAUAGAUGACAAAUGGGUACAUAGGUACUCCCAACAGCUUAGUGAACACGUGAAGCUGUGCAGGGAGAUUAUGGCUCUGCGAGGUGAUGAUGAUGAUGAGGAGGAGGAGGAGGAGAAGGAUGAUGAUGCUCUCCUUGCCCCGUCUAUCCCAUGAGAGUGUUCCCUGACGCAACAGGUGCCUGCGUCCUUGGGCUCAACUGCCACCACCGUAUCUACAAGACCCAUGACACUUCUACCACCCCAUCAACUCUUGGAGAGCGCACACCAAGUUAUAUGCUACAAUUAUUCUCCAUGCGUCUAUCAAGCUUUGAACCCUCGUAUCCCAUUAGUGUGUAUGGAAUAUGUGCCAUUCGGGAUUACUUGGACCCACGACGGAACUACGUCUUUAACCGUCCCAGGGAUGACGCUGUCACGAUUGAAAAGAAGAGCCCAUCUGUCGGGACUAGCGUCCACCAUUAUCCCAGAGGCCUGCGCUGUACGACCAGACCAAUUUUGGGCAUCUCGUAGAAGUGCUUCGCCCAUCCUGUUAAAACCAUCUACAAAACUGGUGUCAAUAUUUUGAAACAGCACAUCGGAUCUACCGGCUUCAGCAAUAUGGAUUAUGAAAUGCUCCCGGAUUUUGUAACAACCUCAGUAUCAAAUAUUUGAAUGCCUUCUAGAUGUUGGUACAUGGUUGUAAAGGAAUUCUGCAAGCCCAUGUGCCCAAGGAGGCAUGUGGCAGCAUGGACAUAAGCUCCUUUCCAUGGAAGCAUAUCGGCACAUUCAAUGUACUUCGGCAACUGUCCUCUGAUUUGUUUCUUUUUUUCGUUGGGCAGACCUUCAGGAAUCUCUGUUCUGUUCUCCUGGAUUCUCUUAUCCUUUCCCAAACUUUUUGAUGAACCCGGUCAGAUAGCCUGUUGGGCAAUCAAUAACAGUGCACAUCCAGUUCCCGCGGAAA
Molecule: messenger RNA, 1460 nt
Organism: Aegilops tauschii subsp. strangulata
Lineage: Eukaryota; Viridiplantae; Streptophyta; Magnoliopsida; Poales; Poaceae
Source: RefSeq, a predicted model, not a curated record